This is a messenger RNA of Gadus chalcogrammus (walleye pollock), 1398 nucleotides long. RefSeq names its product sushi, von Willebrand factor type A, EGF and pentraxin domain-containing protein 1-like. Lineage: Eukaryota; Metazoa; Chordata; Actinopteri; Gadiformes; Gadidae. The record is from RefSeq and is a predicted model, not a curated record. Gene Ontology annotation, biological process: negative regulation of complement activation, classical pathway. Bases 1 to 1398 code for a protein of 465 amino acids. The transcript is spliced from 6 exons.
AUGCCUUCCCCGCAGACCUGCGGCGUCCUGCUCCUCCUGAUCUGCCUGGACGCCUGGAGCCUCCAGCAGCCGCAGCCCCUCCCCGGCCCCGCGCUACCCCCCCGGCCCCAGCCGUCAUCCUCCUCGUCCACCAGAGCGGCGGCGUCCACGGCGUCCGUGUCCGAGGCGGCGGCGCGGCCGGGCAACCUGUCGGCCAGCGCCGAGAGCAAGGUCGAGCGGCUGGGCCUGGCGUUCAAGAGGAACCUGCGGGAGCUGCGCGAGAAGAGCGCCCGGCUGGACGCCGUGUUCCUGGUGGACGAGUCGUCGAGCGUGGGCGCCGGCAACUUCCGCAGCGAGCUGCGCUUCGUGCGCAAGACGCUGGCCGACUUCCCCGUGGCGCCCGAGCACACGCGCGUGGCCAUCGUCACCUUCUCGUCCAAGAGCCACGUGGUGACGCGCGUGGACCACAUCUCGGCGCCGGCGCCCCACAUGCACAAGUGCUCGCUGUUCAACCGCGAAAUCCCGGGCAUCAGCUACCGCGGCGGCGGCACCUACACCAAGGGGGCCUUCCAGCGGGCGGCGCAAAUCCUGCGCAACUCGCGCGCCAACGCCACCAAGGUCAUCUUCCUGAUCACCGACGGCUACUCCAACGGCGGGGACCCCCGGCCGGUGGCGGCGGCGCUGCGGGAGCGCGGCGUGGAGAUCUUCACGCUGGGCAUCUGGCAGGGGAACAUCCGGGAGCUCCACGACAUGGCCUCGGCCCCCAAGGACCAGCACUGCUACCUGGUGCACAACUUUGCAGAGUUCGAGGCGCUAGCCCGCUACGCCCUGCACGAAGACCUCCCGACGGGCGACUUCAUCCAGGAGGAGCGCUCCCGCUGCGGCCUGCUGUGCGAGGGGGGCGGGGACUGCUGCGACGCCAUGGCCAGCUGCAUGUGCGGCACGCGCACGGGCCAGUACGACUGCGUGUGUGAGAGGGGGCACUACGGCAAGGGACAGCAGCACGAGUGCACAGUGGUGCAUUGUCCUAAGCUGUCCCCCCCGGCCAACGGCUUCUUCAUCCAGAACGCGUGCAACAACCGCCACGACGCGGCCUGCGGCGUCAAGUGUCUGCCCGGCUUCGACCUCCAGGGCACGGGCAUCCGGCUGUGCCAGGCGGACGGUGCCUGGUCCGGGACCACGCCCAGCUGCAGGGUGCGCUCCUGCCCCCCGCUCAGCCGGCCGCAGCAUGGCCACAUGAGGUGCACCGAGGAAGGAGGUGGCGGUGUCGGCGGUGGCGCCCCCUACAGGGCGGAGUGCACGGCGGGGUGCGAGCGGGGCUACCGUCUGGAGGGGGACAGCCGGCUCACCUGCCUGGCCGACUCCCUGUGGAGCGGACCCCAACCUCGGUGUGUGGGUAAGCCUUCAAGGACUACAUAG